This is a messenger RNA of Porites lobata, 12805 nucleotides long. NCBI's taxonomy places the organism in Eukaryota, Metazoa, Cnidaria, Anthozoa, Scleractinia, Poritidae. The record is from the annotation of a GenBank genome assembly.
CACUGCAGGCGAUCACAAAGUUUCCUAAACACUUUAGUGGGAGAUUUUUUUCCUGCAGUGAUUUAUAAUGCUUUGUUUAAAGAAAUAACAGCAUGUUUGUGGCUGAAGGAGAAAAGGUGCCAGAUGGUUGUAUCCUUUGCGUAUGUUAAACCUUUCCUAACUUUGUUGUCGCAUUCAGCGUUGUCUCCAUUCGUUACCAAUGACUACCGUCAACACUUUCCGCCAGGUGAUCUCUCUUUGGGAAAGCAAAGAGUGUGAAAAUAAUUAAUCAUUGAUGAAGUUUUAAUGAUUUUUAUAAAUCUAAUCGUCGAUCUUUUUAUCAUGUGUUUAUAUACGCUGGUUAUGUGGUAGUUUAGUCGGCCAAUCACUGUCAUCACUGCUCGAACUCUCGACGGUUGACAUUCGAUUGCCUUAUCCUAUUUAAAGCGAUUUAUGAUGUAAAACAAUGAGAUCGGAUCGUAUAUGUUAGUUGCAUCAAGUUAGGCGGAGCGCGCAGUAACUUUUGUUGGUGUGAACUACUCACAUGAACGACCAAGAAGUGGAAUGCAUGAAGGAUUGCGUCUUGAUCCCAGCUGAUCUGUAAACAGGUACCAGAGAUACAAUGUGUGGGUAUGUGUUCCUUGUAAACUACUCAAUCAUUUUCAAGAAAACUAAAUGUAGUGUGGGUACACUGUUCCUUAAAUGGGACACUGGUUGAAUAAGGAGAAUGUCGGGGAAGGCUUUGUGGCUGAUUUCAUGCCUGUGAUAGGUAUAGAUGUACAUGCUACAAAUCCAAGCCUCAGCUGUCACCCAGUGUGCACCUUCAAAGGUGCUUGACGACUGAGGCUUGAAUGAGUGUCUGUAGCAUGAGGUACCUAGGAAUAUUGUGAAGAAAGAGAUAUAUAACUUAGUUCAGAUGCCUCUAUGUUUUCUUUGAUUAAUGGAUCAGUAUUGGAACUUCAAGAAUCAUUUCAUCGUGGCGGUACCAUAAAAGACAUCACAGAUCAAAUCAGCAGUCUAAAUUCCAACUUGAGUAGCUAUGACUCACCAACACAGCUUGUUGUUGACAAAUACAUGAAAGAACAUGGCCUAGAGGUGGAGCCAGAAGAGGAGGAGUUUGGAUAUGGAAGGCUCAUGAUUGAUUACAAGCCUCCCAGGAAGUCGUCAACAAAGAUCAGCAACAAAGGCAAGGAGGUUUUCUCCGGGGUGUGCAUGUGUUGUUAGGUUGGAUGGGGGUGGGCGGUGGCGGGGGGUUAAAACAGAUAUAAAAACAUGGUAAAGGGGUAGCUAGGGUAAGAAGGGGCUGCGCCCCUCAGUUUCGGAUAUGUGAUGAGGUCCUGUUAUCUAAAGGUAAAAUUCUGACAAGUGUCAUGGCCUUAAGACACCAAAAUUAGACGGGUAUAAUGGUGGCAAAGGACAUAAAGAUGGGUUGAUAUAUUUGCGACAGCAGUGACGACAAGAGUAAAUACAACAGUAAAAUAAUCAGGGCAGACAUGGCCUCCUCCUCCUCACUAUGUGAUACCAUGGGCUUUGAAAUUAUAGUGAAAGACUAGAGAUAAAUGUGUGCUUUGUUUCAGUUGCUUUUAAGUUUCAUAAUUAUUUGAUACAAUAUUUUUGAAAAGAAGUAAAAUUUUGUUCUGUUGUAACUUAUUGUCAGAGGUGGAAGCCAAAGAGGUGUCCAAGUUUGCUGGAGUUUACUCAGUACGAUCAGGUGAGUGUAGAAAGAGUGAAGUACAUUACUGUUGAAAUUAUUUUUGUCACAAAUCAGUUUCAUGUAAUUUCGUUAAACAGGUAUAAUGAUGGAAUGAUUAUUAAUUAUUAAUAUAUUAUAUUCAGCAUUACAACCCAGUUCUGAGAAUCCACUCAUGAAUACUUCCCCACAACAGUCUCAAUUAAUGGGCUGGAAAAAGGCUUCAAAAAAGGUAUGAAUAUAGUCAGUAUUGUUCUUUGCAACUCAAGUACAGUGAGACUGUACAGUGUUGUACAUGUAUAAAACAGUGCUGUGACUAAGUUUUCAAGUUGCCUGGUAAAUACAACAAGUAGGCAGGGAAUCAAACUAACUACGGAUUUCUUUUGGUUCUAUUUUUCUUCUAUUUCCCUUUUAAAGAAGCCAGGGGCCAUGUUCUUAGUAGCCGGGGUAAAUCCCCGGCCCCUGCCUCUUAAUGACAGCCCUGAUAAAACACAGCAUGAAUUGUCAGAUGUUGUUUCUGAUAAGUAAAAGAAUAAAAUAUUCUUUGUAGAAUACUGUUUAAUAAUCAUUGGACGUGGCACAGUGGAUGUUAAGGUCCAGGAUUCCAGCUAGGGCUGUAUGUACCUGUAGUGUAUUAUGUAAAGGUGCACAGGAGUCAAGGAGGCCCACUUGUCUCCAGCUCUACCCACUUUCUAUGGCAUGAAGCAUUAAGUCACCUAUUGACAACAGCAAAAUACUGUAUAACCCAUGACUCUUAAACAUGUACAUGAUCUUAUUAUCUACCCCAUGCACAAAUCAUUUCAGAAAGGAAAGAGCUCAAGUAUGAAGCCAAUGCUGGUGGAGGUAUUGUUACUUUUAAUUCUUUGACUUUUUUAUACAUGUGAUUUGUUCUGUCUGAUUGUGGCAUAUUUGUAGUGGCCAGCAGAUCUACAGAAUAGCAAGGGGGCAGGGAAGGGGGAUGGAGGAGGCAAGGAAAGUGCCCCACCCUUUUCCUCUCCCAAAAGGAUUCAAAGCCCAAUAUGGGUUUGACUUAAUUGGGACUCAUUUUUUUUCACAAAAUUCUUCUCUCUGUCCAGCACCUGUGAUGUAUAGACAAUGCUGCCAUUCCUGAUAUUACUCUAAUGAGAAUAGCUUUUUUUUUUGUUGACGAUUAUUAUUUUUUCGUUGUUAUGUUUAGUUGCAUGUUUAUCCAGGGUAUGAACCAGAUGAAGUCACUCCUCUCCCUGAACCUUUUCAAGCAAAAGAAAUUCUGUCAACAGUAUUAAGUGCUCAGCGGGAUCUCAGAAAGAAAGUAAGAUCAUGAUAAUAUCAAGCUGUUGUACAUAAGUAUUAAUAUAUAGAUGUACAGUGUGUUCAAGUUCAUUAGAAAAUAAAUCAAAAUGAUUCCUUGGUAUGUAUCAUUAUAGUAGUAUGUGAAAAAAAUAAUGUCAUCAUACAGUUUAUAAUGGUAAUAGGACUGAGUGGAGUCCACUUCAGUCUGUUAUCUCAUGAGUGAUAAACACCCGCCCAAAUUAUUUGUUUAAUCAGGAGUAGGAUUACAGACCGAAGUUCUGUUACCAACUAGUCAUAACUGUAACAAAAUUUGUGAUAUUUUAGGCCUUUUAAAUCAAAACACAGGAAAUUUUGCAAGCAGUGAAAAAAAUGCCAUUUAAGCACAUGCAUGCAAUGGCAUAUACUGUCCAAUUACACUGUCCUAUAAGUGCUGCAAUCAGGACAGCUGAUAGCCAAUCAGAUUUGAGAAUUUUGUUAUACAGGUAAUUAUGGUUAAAUGUAUAAUAGACAUUUGCCAUUAGUUAUCCCAGAAUGAGCAAUACUGUUAGUGCAACAAAUGUUGAACAGAUAUUGAAGCCAAACCCAAAGAACUUGUUUAAAUUAUAAUAAUGCUGAAUAGUGCAUGUAUACAUUUGAAGAAAAUAAUGCUUGACGGUCUUAUUCUGUUUCAGCCAUCUUUUAAGCGUGAGUUUCAGUCAUUUAUGUUUGCCAAAACUUCUGAGGACAUUCUACAGGUAUGGAAUACCUGUAAACAGUAAUGUAGGUGUAAAAAUGAAGAAAACCAUGAGAAUCAAAGACAUAAUAUUCUCACCAUAUACCAUGGUUCAUUCAAUCCAUUUACUGUUAGUCUUAAAACUGUGUAAAGUUAAAGUUAAAAUACAUGUAUUAUAUAGAUUAUUUUAAAAUACCAAACACGUGACAAAUGUCAAAGUAUAGUAACUUACACCUCAGAUUCAAAAAUAAAAUUAAUUUAGAACUACCCUGCAUGUCCCCCCGAUAUUGAAUCUGGGAUUGAAAAAGGUAAACAUGAUGAAUCUCUGGGCAUAAAAUAAAUGUAUUGUCAUGAUGUUUACAAUCUACUUAUUUACUUUCAGGACUUGUUUUGGUGGUACUUCUUGGAAAAGUAUCAGGUGGGUGUAACCAUAGUUACUACAGUGAUUGGUAACUGACUCUUUCCCACUACUUUUGAGUGGUUUGCUCUAUACAAUGUACACUGUAUGGUUAAUGCUGUCACCUGAAUUUUUGUCCAGCCCAACAGGAAUAUCCAAGAAAUGUUGUUUAACCGCAUUGCCCACAAUUAUGUGAAGAUGCUGUUUACAGCACCUGUUACACAGUACAGGGAUAAGUUUCUGAAGGUAGGCAUUUUUAACCUGCCCAUUCACAGCCAGCAUGCCAGGCGUUUGAAGGGAAAGGAAGAGGAGGGUAUGGCUGCGAGAGCAUGUUCUUGGGAGCCUUGAUUCCUCCUUUCCCUACCCUUCACAGGUUACCCAGUGCAUGCACUUCUGCACAAAUAAACGUUUGGCAAAAGUAGCCAAAAACCGUUCUGUGUGAUCUAAAACACAAAAACACAGGCCAGCCAGGCUCUGUCUCAGUGAGAGGAUUGAAUCGUAGUUUCAUCUCUAGCAUAAGACAUUAUCUGCUAGACUUCAACCUUGGGGUCGAGUGGACCACUCACCAGGUUGUAUAGACUUGUAGCAUAUCUGUAGGCAUAACCCUCCCCGGUCGCAUUUUUCUGGCACUCCACACCCACUUCAUGCGUGCUUUUCACUCGCCUGAAAAACGCGCAAAAAUGACGCUUGUUCUGCCUGCCACUGUUGGCAGAAAGCUCAGACUGGUGCUUCAGUCAAUUUAUGGUGGGUACAUUGUACCGCAUAAAGGUUCUGGGGCCCGUUUCUCGAAAGUCCCGAUAAUGAACGGGCCCGGUAAGCUGUGUACGUUUACAUUAAAGAUCGAGGUUUCAACAGUUUUGCAUCUAACAUGAUAAAACUAUCAGUUAAUGAGACGAAAUGGAGUAGUUUGCUAGCUUGGACCCGCGAUCUUAUUCUUUAUAUUUCGAUUUGAAUAUUUGAUUUCGGGCCCGAAAAGUUACCGGGACUUUCGAGAAACGGGCCCCUGGGCCCUACUAAAGGGACAUAAAAAGUUAAAAUCAAAAAUUGAUACCCUCUUGAGGGCCCUAAACUGAAAGAUGACACGUGCACAUGGUGGACAAAACUUUUUUUUCAGGUUUCAAAUCGUUUUGUUGAACUAUAGAUCAGUUUUUCUGGGAUUUUAAGAGCAAAAACAAUUUAAAAAACCCUUUGGAAGGGUCAAAAUACCAAAACAAUUACCCUACAUGUACGUUAAGACUGAGCACCUAAAAUCUACUCUAUUCCACGGCCUAAAGCUUACCCACCCCCAUCUCCCGGAUUUUGUCUUCCUGACGUCAGAUCUUUUACUUAAGAUUGUAUUGUUCUGUUAUUUCAGCGGUUCCCUAACGUCAUGGCUCAAGCUGUGUACUGCACAUUUUGCACAGCAUUUCCAACAUCGUACAAGCAGUUUGGAGAUGAAUUCAAGGAAGAACUGGUUCAGUUAAUCCAUGAAUGGAUCGCUGGUGGGUGUUUUUAUCAGUGUUCAGGCACGUGUAACAGAUAACGCAAAUUUUAUCAGCGCUGCAAAUAACAGUGGGUCAUCGGACAAUGUCGGACUAAAAUUUGCGCACGUCCGACGAAAUCGUACCCGCAGUCGGACGUGGGGUUUGUCCGAGUAAAACGGUUACUCCGUCGGAGAUACGUCCUUUCUAAAAAGGAAAAAUUUACGAUCUACAAAGGUUGUUUCUUUAAUAAAGAAACCGGAUUUUACACGGGAAAUGUAAGGAGACUUGGACUUUGCUCAGCUGUGAACUCUUUUGUAGACUAUAGACGCCAAAAACUACCACUGCACCCUAAUCUAGAUGUUCGUCUCCAGACUAAACCCAACCAAACUGUUUGAUUACAUACCCUGUCCCUGACUAAACUACUUGUAAGCCACACCCAUAGCGGUUUAUACCUAGAGCUUAUAGACAAGGGCUACCCCCUCUCGCAUUCGUAAGCAAACGCGUCAGAAAUUAUAUCGACUCUAUAUCGCCCAGAAAAAUGCCUCCUCACUUUGCUACAGUAAUCGAAAAAGUUAAGGAAGUUUGAUGUAUGCUAUGAUGACCUGUUUUGGUACACUUUCGUAAUCCCUCAAAACUGGGUAAGCAAAUAUUUCCUGAUGUGCUACAAAAUGUAGAAACAGAAAGCCAUGUAUGACUUUACAACUUUUUCAUUAGGAACCAAGCCUGUUCCAAGAAUCUGGGACAAGUGGAAUUUUAAGGGACUGGAACCUAAAGAUAUGCGGAAAGAUGAGCAAAUCAAGCAGGAUGCUUCGAAAGGUGUUUUACAAGCUUCUCUUCUUAAGCACUCAACUGCAGUAGACUUAGAGACAGGCUUACACGUACGUUCCAUCCACCAGUACUAGUCACUGGCGGAUCUAGGGAAGGGGCCUGGGGGGCCCGCCUCCCCCUCUCUUACAGCUGUAUUUUGAGACCAAACUGAAGCCCGAAGGGCCAAAAAAUUUUUGUUGAGACCGCCCCCCCCCCCCACCUUAUCUCAUUGUCUGGAUGACCGCCCCCCUUAUCUCAUUGUCUGGAUGACCGCCCCCCUCCCUUAUCUGAAGGUCUGGAUCCGCCAAUGCUAGUUGCUACUCUUGAACUUACUCGUUUUCUGCACUGUACUUUACGAAAAAUAAUUACAAAUAGUUUAUAUGAGUUUAAAAUUAAUUGAGAAAGUCGUACAAUGCAACUCAGGCUUGAUAUAACUCAGAACAUACCAUUCCAGCUGUUAUAGACUGCGAGUAGUCUCUCAUAGGUUUCUGGGAAACUGCCACCUACCCCUCCCCCAAGCCAUCAUUUUGCCCUAAGUAAGAAGUGUUAAUGUUAGCUUAGGGGAGGGGUAGAUGCACAGUUUCCCCAGAAACCUAAACUGAUCCUAUUUUUCUUCAGAUUUAGUGAGAGGAGCGCGGCACCCGUCUCAGUUGUUCAGUCACGCGCGUGGUCAUUUUCGUGUCUCGCGCGUUUCGCUCGACAGACUAAGAAAAAAGAGAGACUGCUCGUAGUCUAAGCUCCUAUGUUACUUUGAUUCUUUACACUCCUCAUUUAAGGCAACUUCAACUUAACCUCAGCCUUAAGAACGUAGAACAAGUCCACCUAAACAAAGCUCAACUGAAUACAGUAUUAUAGUACUAGUAUAUCGUAACAAGAAAACCAAAAGUGCCACUGCGUUCAUCGUAGUGUCGAACUAAACAGAAUUGUAAACACAGAAACUGCAACUGAAGCGACGUCGGACAUGUGCAUUUGAUUACGGCUGUACUUGUAGCUAGGGGGAAUUGAUACUUACUUUCUUGCCUUGUAGGUUCUUUGGUUUCACUUCCAGUUGAACUCUCUGAAGAGAACUUAUCAAACCAAACCAGCCUGUCUUCAGUCGGUUACAAACUGAGCCAGAAGUCCUUACCUUUGAUAGUAGAAGAGAAAGCUACAGCCACAAGUCUUUCCUCUCUUGCUCAGGUAUGGAACCGUUUUACCUUGCCUACAAAUACAGCCGUUUCUCCUGGCUCCUCGCCGAUAGGAACGUUUCGCGGUAGUGAGUAUACGCCCAAAAACUGGUACCAUAAGUUUCUUCAAGGAGAGUUGUGGGUUAUAGGCGGCUAUUGUAGAUCAAAACCUCGAGAUUUUAAAACAUGUGCAAGUUAGCUGCGUUGUCUGGUGCGAAAGUCCCGAUAAAAUACUCUUUCCUCGUGUUUAUGCAAGAUUCGAAGAUAAGUUAACUGCUGUGUCAAAACUUCAGCAACAAUCAGUUUAAAAAGCCAAUAAUAGUGAAACUCGCAAAUUCGUCACUUAAGACAGGAGAAGGGAACUGGGCCGAGUUUACUUUCGCAAAGACUUUUGGGAAUGUUACUAGGGACAUUGAAAAUCAUUGGAACAGCUUAUCGACUAGCCUCCCACGCAGGCGACGAAAUACGAGCUCCCCUAAAAACGCCUGCGUGGGAGGCUACUUAUCGACGAGUCCCGAGUGACGAUCCCAGAGACAAUUGGGCGACGCGUUUCGGCUCAGUUUCCUCAGUUCUCGUUUGAAAAGUACUUGUAAAUGAUGUAAUGAAGUCAUACUUUACCUACAGGGGCGAGACGUCAGGAGAAAGUCAAUCGCGGUCAAAAAAGGGUCACAUAUUGGUAACGUAACGAACAAUGAAGAGAGUUGUGAUACUGUUAAUCGGCUCACUGUGUGUCACGCAAACGAGGAAAAGGAGAGUUCUGCGUCACGGUCACCUUCCUUGAACCGUCUCCAGGCAAAGGUGUCGUCAUUCACCGCAUUUACUGGUGUCCACAAGGCGAAUCAAGCGGAGAAACGUAGGGAGGUAAAUAAAGUAUUUGUAAUAGCAGUUAAUGUUGUCUUCAGCAUUGAAUGUAGUCACAAGAAAUAAAGUGUUCUUGUAGUCAUUACGGCCAUUCUGAUAGCAGGCCUAACCUCUGAUUUCGGAAAAGCCAACGAAUACUGUAGAUAAGGUGAGCCGAGUAUUAACGACCAGCCGAGCACAGACGGUUAUUUCUUAACUUAUAUAUAAUUAUAUGUUGUAGGUAAAAACCUUUCUGAGGUUAAACGACAACUUUCUUUGUCUUCUAUGUAUAACAAGGGCAGGGAAACAAAGCCAAUUGUGAUUCCAACUAGGGUGUAUACUGGUUUAACCUGAAAACACGCUGUUUGAGUGGUUACCUGAGUGAUAAGCUCCAAAAAUUACAGAAUCGUGCAGCCAGAGUUAUUACUAAAUCACCCUUUGAUACGAGCUCAAACCACCUUCUCUCCACCCUCGACUGGGAGAGGCUAUCUCUUUGACGAAAGAAACAGAAAGCCUUAAUGAUGUAUAAAACCAUGAUUGACCUUGCUCCGGAAUAUCUACAAAGUAUUUUCACUCAGUCUCACUCUGCUUACAACUUGAGAAACUCUGAGGGAAAGCUGAGCCUGUCGAAACCAAGCACCAAUUAUUUGAAACGAAGCUUCUCUUACACCGGGGCCAUGUUAUGGAAUAACUUGCCCAAAAGCGUGAAAAAUACUGCAUCUGUUGAGCAUUUAAGCGAAAUAUCAAGAAGGUAGCUGUUAUAUCGGACUCCCACAAGGCAAUCAUGGAAAGCAGUUGUAAUUAGUUUUAGUUUUUAACUUAAGCUUAACUGAUGAUUUUCCGUAUAUAAGUAAAGGUUUACAUACAUAUAUACCACAACAUAAUACAACUUACGUUUGCGUUAUCUGAGGAAACACAUCUGGCUUCUUGACUAGUUUACUGAUACCAUUUUCAUAUAUAGAGGUAUUAAGAACGGUUUUACCAUGCCUCUUUGACUCCUUUUUCCCUCUUCAGUCAUGUCCUGUUGGGAGAGGUCCAGAGUUUUCUCGCUGUGUGUUUGACGUUUAUGGCCACAGUCCGCUUGUGGAACAGUUUCUCAAGAUGCAGAAAUUAUCCAAAGAUUCAGGGACGUCUGUUUUAAUGCAGAGAACAGAAAUCAAGUCCCUUCCACCAUAUCCUUUUUCGCAAAUAAAGUUAUCCCUAGCCCUUCCCCCCAAAACAAAAACCCUUUAGAGCCACUACGGAUAGAUAAACUGCUAAUCCUUAAAACCCUGAGACCACGUAUCACAUAUCUAUUGAAAAAUGUCCUCUGGGGUGGGGUGCACUACAAAUCACACCAACCAUUGGCUGAAAUGAGGAUGGCGUCAGGAAACUCAGAGGUGUCCAAAAAAUAUGCCGGUCUUUCAGUGAUUUUUUUCUGUGGAAAUUUUAGACAAUUCGAUUAAAUAAUGUGACCUUGAUGACAUCUUGUGGCUUGUGGCACUCUCGGGGUCACAUAUUCUUGACUCCUAAAAAGGACGAAGCUAUAGCUGUUAAGAAAAAGAGGGAGACCGCAUGUCUCAUAGGAAUGCAACAAAGUAGAGGGGCUGGGCGUGGCCUGAUGCCGUUAAGAGUCAGAAGAUAAGCCAUAUCCCAGUUACCUCAAGCCUCUUCGUGAAAACGAGUGUAAGUGCGAAGUUUUUGAUAUGAAAAGACCUUUUCAGUUGUCAUGCAAAUGAAACCCAUUUAUCUAGUUCUGCACUUAGCCUCACUGAAGGUGAUAUUUUGGAAAAUUUGUUACACAUCUACUUCCUUGACUCAUUCUCACAUUAUCCGCUCCAACUUAUCGAGAGGUGAUUCGAAAGUCACUAAAGGCCUCACAAGCCAUAACAAGUGAUUUUAAAAAGUGAGUAAUUUUGCCAUUCUUUGUUUGAUUUCCAGUUGCACGUAUCGCAAUAGAAGUACUAGUGUUCUUGACAAACGUUAAGCCUCUUAGAAAACGCUUCGUUGAACUUUUGAGGCAUUAACAAGGAAGGAAGGUGAAAGGAAGGAAAGAAAGCACCGGGCAUUGGUAGGGGCGAAAUCUGUCUCAGGGGUAUCCCUGGGGUAUGUCUUGUUGUAGUCACCACAACAAAAACCAAACGCAAUUUCCGUUCCAGUAACGAGAUCAAAAUAGAUGAUAAGACAGUAAAAUUAGGUCGUUGAUCUUGUCUUUUUCUCUCUUCCUGAACUGACACUGCCCCACACUGCUGUUUUAAAAGAGAAAAGGACUUAAGCCUGACUCCUGUGGCCUUUCGUCAAUAUCACUUCACUUUACGUCGCUUUACUACGCGUAUCAAAGGUUGUGUGGGUAUCAUAUGACCAUUCUCAACUUCAACCAGCGCAAUAUCUCCAUGAUGAAAUACAUUUUGUUCUUGUUAACAGACUUCAUGAAGAGAAUACUCACCAACGAACUUUGUUUGUGCGUAAACAGAAGCAAGCCAAUUUAGACUUCACCAGGUACAGUGUACUUGUACAAAGUGUGACGGGAAUCAAUUCAAUCUUCCGUGGCCUCUCGUUACCCUUUCACCUUCUAAGAAUGACCCAAGCCAAAAUCCAUGAAAUAUUCCAUUCUCUGUUGUAAACUACUGUAACUCAAAUGGUUUCACACGGAAGCUCUGCCUGAAAGGUUUUCUUGUGAAUGGCUCCACGGUGGGAUUUUGUCCAAAGAUUCAAAAGUUGGAAAAGUAUUCCCCUUGUUCGUUUAAAAACCUAACCAGUCCAAACCUUAAAUUCCAGAAAGUAAGUUGCCAAUUAGACUUUCAAAAAAGUCCUUCAUCGGAUUUCAUUCGUCGGACUUUGUCGUACCUCUCGCGACUUCGUCGCUCGCGAAGGGCCUAAAAAGGCUCGCUUCGGUCGCCAAGAGGUCGACUUGUAGCAAGUCUAGUUGCCAAUAGUCAUUGUACCAUUCACGUGGUACAAGUCGCCGUGCUUGAAGUGCCAGCGACGCGGUGGGACAAGGCACACAAAAAGCUCAUAUCAUUUAACCGUUUAAGCGCUAAGAGUGAUCAGCAUCAAAUUUCUCCUUGUAAUAUCAAUGCUUUAUAAAACAGAGUGGUCAUGAGAAUUACGGACAUGAUCACACAAGAUGAAUUUGCUUGAUAUUUGAUCAACUUCUUCCCACUACUUCUGUAGGAAAUGAAUAGGGGAAACAAACGAGAUCUUAGUGUUUAAAGGGUUAAAAAGAUAAUUUCCUUUGUUUGUCGUCUCCUGCUCUCCAGCGUGGCGGUAAAAUUUGUACCAGGGGUAUGACUAGAUGCAAUGGGCCUAUUAAUUUGUUUAUUUUAUACUUUGUGUGUUUUAGACGGGAAGGAGAGUUGUUGUCACGGCAAAAAGACGUAAAGAAGAUCAGUGAACUGAUAUAUCUUGAGCUCACGGUGAGGAUGUUACCUGUUUUUUGAAAUUGUACAGUUCGAGAAUUCCCCACUUCAGAAACUUUAUAGCGAGAAUGAGUUGGGAUCGUUUCGAAUCGUUUGGGUAGACGCCCGAAUUGGUUGAUGGUAUUUAAGGCAACUAUGAACCAAUCGUUAGAAACGCUUGUCCACCCAAACGAUAGUCUGCUACACAGCCGUUUUUAGUGUCGUCACGCAACGCUCCUCCCCACAGCCGGUAGUGGGGAGGAGCGUUGCGUGACGACACUAAAAACGGCUGCGUAGCAGACUACCCAAACGAUCCCAGAAAUCAUUUAGCGAAAAGCUUGUACCCAUUCCCUUUUUAGUUCCUGGAAGGAGGAAUGGCGUAGCCUGCGUCGUAGACAGUUUAAAUCUUAGUCUCGAGUGACAAGUCCGGCUUUUACGCAAGCUCAGAAUGGCGGUGAGAAUUAUCAAGGACCUACUUGACAAAGUGAGAUUUAAUUCGAGUAUGAUUUUCUCUGGCUAAGUGGAGAUUCCUCGUCGAGUUUAUCGAUACUAUAAAUUACUUUCAUCGUUGCCGGCGUUGCCUUCUAAGAGAAAGUGAAUGGUUCACGCGCGUGCAUUUCCGUAAGUACUGACAAAUCUCGUAAUCGUUGUCGUACUCGUCGUAGAAUCUAAAGAAUAGCAACAAUUGAAAGUACUGUUAAAGAAAUUCGCUUGAAUGGUCACACUCUAGGGUUACAUCCCCGAACCCCGCCCAAAGUUUGAACUACGUUUAUGUCUUUCCAGUUGACACUGUAAGUGAAAGGGCUAAUUGUGGUGUCCUUUCCGUGCUAACGGGUCUCUUUCAUUUGACUAAUAUUCAGAAAGAUGGAGAUGAACAGAGUAGCGGCAAGGUUGCGGCGGCCGUUGCCUCGGCGAUGGGCUAUGGAACAGAGAAUGAAACCAAAUGAGCGGUUUGUCAACGUUUCCUUGUUGAAACAAGUUUUGCUAGGACUCGAACGAAUCCCAAGGGGCCUGUUAUGGGACAUCUGGUUUUUGCUAGUAUUUAAUGCAAAGCUUGUUUUGAACGACUGUACUGCUCUGAAUUAUUUGCUAUUUGUUGUAA